AUGUCAUUUCUUUUCAGAUCCUUUCGACGGUCCCAGAUUACUAGCUCUUACGUUCGUGGAGGAGGUAUUAGAUCCAUUUCGACACUCCCGAAUAAUCCACAUAUCUAUGUAAUUCCAUCAUCAAAUGGCAAAAUCCUUUCUUUGCUUCCAACAGACCCUCCCACCCCCGAACUUUCCAUCGGAACUACAACUUCUAUCCCGCCAACGCCGGAUACUUUCACAGAAAAUCGCAAUUUUCUCAAAAUCUUACAAUUAGUUCUCCGGAAAAAUGUAUACUUUGAUCCAGUGGUGAUAGCUUCAGCGGGAACAUAUGCUUCACCCGGUGGAGCAUCUAUAUUUGGCGCACGGAAACGGCGGGCUACACCUGUCUCAAAUGAUGGCGGUGGCGCAGGAGGUGCAAACAAUCAAGGCGGGGCGGGUAGUGGUGGUGUAGGGGGAAACCCACCGGCAUUUGGAAGGAUUCCCGAUCCAGAGGAUAUUUUCGGAAGUGUAUUGGUGGACGGGAAUGGGCAAAUUCAGCAAGAAGGAUACGAGGAGUGUAGUUCGUACAGGCUGGUUACAAACGAGGGCAUACUUGGGCUGAGUGAUUACUUGAGAGGGAAGCUUAUUGAGGAAUUGAAAGACGAGGAAAGAAUGCUGCGAGCACACGGCUGA
Molecule: messenger RNA, 654 nt
Organism: Morchella sextelata
Lineage: Eukaryota; Fungi; Ascomycota; Pezizomycetes; Pezizales; Morchellaceae
Exons: 4
Coding region: 1-654 (217 amino acids)
Source: RefSeq, a predicted model, not a curated record